CCCAAGCCCUAUAAAAAGACCAUGCAGACCAUUCGUUGCGCACUCUUCAUAACGACCAAGAAAUAAGAAAUGGCUGUAUUCACAACGUGCAUUUCCGAGGGCACUUACGCACGUCUGACCUCCCCAGACCGUAACCUGUACAGCACAGUGGGGGCGACCUCACACAGCAGCUCAGGAGCAAAGAGCGCAGUGAAAAGCGGGAAAAGCUCACAUCUCCUCAGACUGGCUGCAGUGGGUCUGGGGCUGCUAUGUGCCAUCUUACUGAUGGCCACCAUAGCCCUGUGUGUCCUCUAUACGAGAGAGAGAGGCCUGGAGGUGCUCAACGACCAGAACUGCACUUGGAGGGAUUACAAAGAACACCUACAGAGAGACUACAACAGCCUAUCUAAUGAGAAAGACCAGCUACAGAGAGACUACAACAGCCUAUCUAAUGAGAAAGACCAGCUACAGAGAGACUACAACAGCCUAUCUAAUGAGAAAGACCAGCUACAGAGAGACUACAACAGCCUAUCUAAUGAGAAAGACCAGCUACAGAGAGACUACAACAGCCUAUCUAAUGAGAAAGACCAGCUACAGAGAGACUACAACAGCCUAUCUAAUGAGAAAGACCAGCUACAGAGAGACUACAACAGCCUAUCUAAUGAGAAAGACCAGCUACAGAGAGACUACAACAGCCUAUCUAAUGAGAAAGACCAGCUACAGAGAGACUACAUUAGCCUAUCUAAUGCGAAAGACCAGCUACAGAGAAACUACAUUAGCCUAUCUAAUGCGAAAAACCAGCUACAGAUAGACUACAACAGAGUAUAUAAUCAGCGAGACCAGAAACAGAGAGACCUCAACAUCCUACGUAAUGAGAAAGCAAAGCUACAGGGAGACUACAACAGACUAUCCAAUGAGAGAAACCAGCUACAGAGAGACUACAACAGACUAUCUCGACGAUGCCAGCUACGGAGAGACCUCAACAGCCGGAGUAAGAGCAAACACUUACCUGUGCCCACCUGUGUCUACAACGAUGCCUUUGAUGAGUGUUACAGACUGUUUUCUCUUUCUUUCUGUACAGAGGGACAGUGCAUCACCUGUCCAGAGGGCUGGAAGCAGUUGUCCUCCAAGUGUUACUUCUUCUCUACAGUGAGGAAGAGCUGGGAGGACAGUCUCCAAGACUGCAAACUUCAGGGAGCUGACCUGGUGAUUAUAAGGAGUCAAGAAGAGCAGGAGUUUAUCAACCAACAUGCAAAAGGAGGCCAUCACUGGAUUGGUCUAAAAGACUCUGCAAACAGAACCUUUGAAUGGGUGGAUGGAACCUUGCUGCAGCAAGCAUUCUGGAAGGCUGGAUCUCCAGAUGAGAACAGGAGAGCGCGCUGUGUGCUCACCGGCCCUGGCGAGGAGCGAUGGGCUGACGCGCCGUGCGAUUUCACCUGGAUGUGGAUCUGCGAGACCGACGCCUCCUGCGUCUGAAACAAGAAACCGCGUCAGAAUGACGACUCAGGAGAGGCAGAGUGCUGCCGAAAACGUUUUUUUUUCCGGUGGACCCCAGGCGACGCGAACCGAGGUGCUCUUGAAGGCAGGGUGCCAAAACAAGAUACAAAAAAAUCUGAUGUACUUGUAAACACACUGCACAUAAUAAAUGUCGAGUAAAAGUAAGAUCUAAAAAAUGCUCCAUGUAACAAAAUGAGCGAAAUGAAAAAUAGCAUCAUUUUUGUAUAUUCUUUACUUAACAUGUAUUACUUACACAUUUCUUACAUUUAGUAGUCACGCAUUAUCCAUGUUGCACUUCAUUUUCUUACUUUUUUUUUGUUUGUUUCAUUGCAUACCAUUAUGUUGUCACAUUGAUAGCCCAUGCCUACCUGUCUCAUGUGAUCGAUUGAGAGCCCAUGCCUACCUGUCUCAUGUGAUCAAUCGAGAGGCCAUGCCUACCUGUCUCAUGUGAUCAAUCGAGAGGCCAUGCCUACCUGUCUCGUGAUCGAUUGAGAGCCCAUGCCUACCUGUCUCGUGAUCGAUUGAGAGCCCAUGCCUACCUGUCUCGUGAUCGAUUGAGAGCCCAUGCCUACCUGUCUCGUGAUCGAUUGAGAGCCCAUGCCUACCUGUC
Molecule: messenger RNA, 2086 nt
Organism: Anguilla rostrata (American eel)
Lineage: Eukaryota; Metazoa; Chordata; Actinopteri; Anguilliformes; Anguillidae
Product: low affinity immunoglobulin epsilon Fc receptor-like
Exons: 6
Coding region: 70-1455 (461 amino acids)
Source: RefSeq, a predicted model, not a curated record